UAGAAUAGAACUACACCUUAUCCACUCAUUCCAACUUUUACAUUGACCAAAAAACACACUACUGUCGGCAAGUCUUCAAAGCGUUUUGCAGAAAAACCAAUUCUCCAAAAUUGAAAAAAAUGGCCAUCUUAAAGAUCUGAAUCAUAAAGUUGAAAAUAGAAUUUUUCACCCUUAUAUGAACGCCACAACCCCCAGAAAGAAUUCGCAUUUUGCAGCAUUACAUUUUAGCUGAAUUCGCAACUCGAUCAUGAUUCCUUCUUUUCUUUACCGUUUGAUUUCUCGUUUGAUAGCUGCUGUUAUGGCUUUUUUUCAGUUCCAAACUAAGGAGCAACCACUGUCUUUGAAGCUUCUGGUAGACACAGAUACUAACAAAGUUGUAUUUGCUGAAGCAGAUAAAGAUUUUGUCGACAUUCUCUGCAGUUUCUUAACAUUUCCAUUAGGUACCAUUGCAAAACUUGUUCAGAAAGACUCAGAAAUGGGUCCAAUUACAAUUGGUUGUCUCAACUCUCUCAAUCAAAGCGUGGAUAAUCUUGGCUUGUUGACUAAUUAUAACUCAUCGGAAGAUUACUACCAAUUUCUCAAAAUUAACAUUGAUGAUACUAUGCCCACAAAUUACUUCAUGUGUUCCAGGUUUGAUGAGUUUUAUUAUCAAUGUUGUUAUUUGAGCUUAGGCACCAAAAAGCAUUAUUGUGAAUUUGGACAUCCUUUGUCCCGUUUACUUUCCCUUUCAUUACCCAUGUUUCAGUUUUGCUUGGGAUUUGUCAAGUUUAAUAGAAAAUUUGUCAUUAGCGAUGAUUUAAUUGUGUUGCCAUACUCCAUGGAUCACACCAUCUUUGAUCUCACCAAAAACUUUGGAAUUAAAGACACAAGCUCGGUUAAAGAAAUGACUGUCAAUGUCACUAAAGAAAAGGUAUUGGAUCUUUUAAAGUGCUCGUUUUUUUCCAAGACGUCUCUAACCGAUGUGUUUUUAGGAGUGAAACCUCUUAUUGACAGAUCAAGGAUUUUCUCUUGUGAUGUUAAAGACAUUAUUGGUGGUGAUAUUCAUAUCUCUGUGAAGCUGGUUAUAAGAAAAUCAGAUGAUGUUAUAUUGUAUGCUCAAGGGGGACAAGAUUUUGCAGAGUUGAUUAUACGAUUUCUGACAUUUCCGUUGGGAGGAGUUUUACGCAGGUUACAAGGGAAUAAUUCUAUGGGGAGUAUUGAUGGAUUUUGCAAGAGCAUAGCCGAUUUAAAUGAAGACGAGUAUUUCAUGUCCAAAAAUGCAAAGAAAAGGCUUCUGGAGCUAAGUGUUAUGCAUUAUUAUUGUCAUGUUCUUGGUGAUAGUACUCCCAAUCAAAGAAAAGCUAAAGUCACACUUUACAAAAGUAAUGAAGUUUGUAAUGGUGUGCAAAAUCUAUUUAAAAUGAAAUUGGUUAAUACCAUUACCACGCCGGCUAAAGAACAUCCUAUAAGUUAUAUCAAGACACAUGAAAUGUAUAUGGUUGCAGAUGAUCUGGUCGUAGAGCCGUUGUUGUCUCCAGUUUCAUCUGUAUUUUUACUUAACCGUUUCAAAACGUCUCUUAAUGAUUUGGAGGAAAAAGUUGUUACCAUUGGCAUCAAAGAGAGUCUCGGUAUAUUUAAGGAAGCUUUAAACUCGACAUCUGCGCUCACAAAUGGUCUCCGUCACCUGUUAACCCAAGCUAAGAAGGAGAAAUGAGAACGAUUAACAUUGUUUUGUAAGAUAUCUAUAUAUUAGAUCAAACUUUGUAACAGAAAACAACACCGCACCUUUCUAUUUCGCGUUUAUUUCAAUUCAUGCAUUGAUGUCUUAAGACCUUGAAUUAGUUCUGAAAGUUAUGCAAGGUCUGUUUUUUUCUUUCCCUCUCCAGAUAAGAGAUACAUGCUACCAACAAACUCUCAAUUGUCAACAGCCAGUAAAUUUUCUGCAUAACUUUGAAAUCAGAUAGUGAUUGCAAGGUUAUACUACAAUCAAGAAAUAGAAUUUGCAAUAAUUGUGUAUACAAUCAACAAUGAAAUCAGAUAGUCCAAAUCAUGACUACAAUGAGAUCAUUUUCCUUUUACUCAUUUUAGGUAAUGUGUUUUAUCUACGAUUCAAAAUUCGUAAUAUAGCCAAUUCAACCUAGUGAACAAUAAACCAUUUAUUGAACCAUAGUCUUAUUAAUGAAAAAAACAUAUUUUACUCUAAAAGAGCACGAGAGCUAUUUUUUUCUAUAUUUUUCUCUAAUUUUUGCUUCAAAAACUAGAGAUUGGUGAUGAAGGGAUGUAAUAGAAUUCCAAUAUCAUGGGUGCUAUGGAUUAGACUUCUGUUGCGGUCGAGAUAGGGUGAACCUGCAAGGUUAGUACUCUAAUGGCUAAUUCAAUGAAUAGGAGAAAAGUAGUUUCAGAGUGGGAAUGGAUUGAAUACCUGAAAUGGCGCGCUUUGGUCUUUAUAUAGUAUGAUUAGAUCCAAUGGAGCCUUAUGCGGGUUUACGUUCGAUUAGAUCCAACGGUAACAAAAUGUGAUGGAGGGCGUGAUCAUGUGUCCUCUGUAGGGAUGAGGGUCCACCUGUUAUAUGCGCCUUCUUCUUCAACACUUGUUAUUGGACCUUCUUCCCGGGCCUUGUGGGCGGCCUAGAAUAAUUUCCCCCCAAGCCCUUGUUCAUAUAUCGUAGAAUGAGGGCUUUGUCAAGUUCGUUUUCAGUCCGGCCUCUGGUAGAAGAAAAUAGCAUACCUCACAAAUGUAUUUUGAAUGAUGUCAAAUAUUCUCGAUAUGUAAAUCUCUCACAAAUAC
Messenger RNA from Vicia villosa (hairy vetch), 2767 nucleotides. RefSeq lists its product as uncharacterized. Bases 248 to 1693 code for a protein of 481 amino acids. The transcript has 3 exons. The record is from RefSeq and is a predicted model, not a curated record. Lineage: Eukaryota; Viridiplantae; Streptophyta; Magnoliopsida; Fabales; Fabaceae.